AGGCGUCCCGGCUCGAGCCAGCCGGGGCCGAGGCAGCCAGGCGCGCAGCAGGGCCCCAGGCAUCCGACGCUCUGAUCUUUUCACCACGGGCUUCCCUCGCGGGCGACAAGCGCAUCCGCAUCCGCGGCCUCGCUGGCAGGGCCCACUCGGCCACGACCCCGCGCAUACGGGGCGAUUCUUCCCGGGCGCCCCCCGCGUGGAACGUGCCCGUGCGACCGCGGAGCCGCGGCAUCGCGCCCCGGAAUCCCAGGCCGCGCGGGCGCGGAUACACGGCUACGUUCACCGCGCGCGACUCCCGCCGUGGCUCGAUCAAGACGCGAGCAUGCCCGGGGGAGGACAGGUCGUGGUGCCGUCGGCGGGGCGCAUGGCCGCAGACGGGCCCUGCGCCCGCGAGCAGCGCCCGCGCGCGACGGCGCCGGGGCCGGCGCGGGCGGCCGAGGAGGGUGAGGACAAGCGCCGCGAGAUCGUGGCCGCGCGCCGCCGCGCCAACCGCCGCAGGUUCCUCGGCGCCGACGGCGCCUUCGCCGGGGAGUGCAGGAGCGGCCUCUGCGGCACCGACUGCGCGGGCUGCGCGCGGGCCGCGCGGGCCCCCGCCUCGCGGCGGGCGGCGCCGCCUCCCGCCCCGCCGUGGAGGCCCGGUGGCGGCCGGGCGUCGCGCGGUCGCGCUCCACCUGUGAUG
Molecule: messenger RNA, 679 nt
Organism: Prorocentrum cordatum
Lineage: Eukaryota; Dinophyceae; Prorocentrales; Prorocentraceae
Source: the annotation of a GenBank genome assembly